This is a messenger RNA of Quercus lobata, 519 nucleotides long. RefSeq lists its product as uncharacterized. The record is from RefSeq and is a predicted model, not a curated record. NCBI's taxonomy places the organism in Eukaryota, Viridiplantae, Streptophyta, Magnoliopsida, Fagales, Fagaceae. The coding region runs from base 1 to 519 and encodes 172 amino acids. The transcript has a single exon.
AUGAGUGAGGCUCUGGAUCAGAUCUCUAAGUCACCCUUCACGCGUAGUAUAGAAGGGGCUAGGCUACCUCGGUGGUUCCAUCAGCUUAUGUUCACCGUUUAUAAUGGUCGAAUGGACCCCGUAGAGCAUGUGAGCCAGUUUAAUCAAAGAAUGGCUGUCCACUCCAAGAAUGAAGCUUUGAUAUGCAAGGUUUUCCCGUCUAGCCUAGGACCUGUAGCGAUGAGGUGGUUCAACGGCUUGAAGACUAACUCCAUAGAUUCCUAUAAGCAGCUCACCCAAGUCUUUGGCUCUUGCUUCAUUACGAACAGCAGGGUUCUUUGGCCUCUGAGCUCAUUGUUGUCAUUAUCCAUGUGUAAGGGAGAAACUCUGAAAGUAUUCUCGGACAGAUAUUGGGAAAUGUACAAUGAGAUGGAUGGCAACUUUAAUGAUGUUGCCAUCAGCACUUUUAAAAGCGGUCUCCUAACUGAGCAUGGCUUGAGAAAAUCCUUGACUGGCAAACCUAUCAUCAAUGUACGUUAA